Messenger RNA from Trametes versicolor FP-101664 SS1, 2310 nucleotides. RefSeq lists its product as uncharacterized. Gene Ontology annotation, biological process: rRNA processing. Lineage: Eukaryota; Fungi; Basidiomycota; Agaricomycetes; Polyporales; Polyporaceae. The transcript has 10 exons. The record is from RefSeq and is a predicted model, not a curated record. The coding region runs from base 1 to 2310 and encodes 769 amino acids. Gene Ontology annotation, cellular component: nucleus.
AUGGCGUCCUCCAACCGCCUAAAAGACCUGCUGCAACUGCAACUUGCUUCAGACGCUUACGCUGUGCUGCAUCUACCCUUCGUGCUGGAGUCUCUGUCCAAGGAAGAUUUCCAGCCAUCUGCACACACCCAGAAGUGGAUCGCCCGCGUCAACUCCCUCAUCCACUCAAAAGAUCCCGGAGCAAGAUGGAGUGGUCUCUGUCUUGCCUUCCAGACGGCGGUAUUUUCUAGGAGUAUCAUGCUGGAAUGCGCACAGAACUGGGUUGCCGCGGCUAUGCCCCUUCUCGUGAAUCAGCCUGUACCUACCACAAAAGCAGCUAUACGGCUAUUGAGAUUAGUCUUCUCGUGUGCAAUGGACGUCCCGGAAUUCCAGCGCCAACUAUGCGUGCCCAAUAUCCCGAAGUUUGGCAGCGCACUCAUCACCAUUGCUGAGAAAGGAGCGAACCCUGAAGUCGAUAUCCUCGUCCUGGACACCCUUGCUCACAUAGUGUCCCUCUACCCUUCGCUUUGCCGUCCCCUGCAAACCGCACUAUCCAACGUCGCAUUGUCUCAUCUGAAUGGCUCUGCACCGAAUCCGACGCCUGUCGCUAUGGUUGAAGCAUCCUCGCGGCUGUACUCUGUGCUCCCGCUCACGGGCGGAAAAGUAGGCGCGGCGGCAUUGUGGCGCAAGUCGCUGGACGAUACGGUGGCCUUUGCCUGGGGUGCAUUCCUACAGUUGAGAACUACAUAUCCCAGCCAAGCCCAUGCCGCCUUUGCUAAACCAGGUUCUUCGACCGAGGAUCCCCUCAUCGGCGUGCCGUUGGCACUAGACCGCCUCAGAGCAGGUGUACAUAUCAUUGGAGACCUCCUACGAGCCUCUACCUCAAGGCCUGUCUCAAUACCUACCGGAUCGCUAGUGCGGCUUUGCCUGGCACUCUUGCAAGUUCACCAGGACGACAAAAACGAUCCCCUUGUGGAUCCUAUCGCGCGCUCGCUCGAGGAUUCCAUCGUGCCCACUCUGUGGACACUUGCUUGUGAUAUACUGGUUCCUCUGUCCCAAGCUUGCCAGCACCAUUUCGCGCCGCACUUGCCAGCAGUGUUGUCUUACCUCUCAUAUCACCUUGAACAACCCCAGUCACCAGCCCACGUUGUACGCUUCCUUCGUGCUACCCUGUCCUUGUUGGAGGGUGGUUGUCAGUUACAUGACACGACCCUAUCCUCCCGCCUCACUCGGGCCACCUUGCCUCUUCUCACGGUCGUUCUGUCGAAACGCUCAGAAGUCGACGGGGAGAGCGGCACCCAGGCGGCGGCGGCGCAUGGGGGCAGCAAGAAGGGUAAGAAACGGGCACGAGGGUACGAGGGCGAUGAGGUGUUCAAGGUAGGCCGGGAAAUCGUCUGCCCCACCUCCGAACAGGGCGAGAUCUUGCUCUUUGCCGUUGAUGUUCUCGAGGCCCUUCUGCUGCGAACGCAAGUCAACCCGCCCGUCCGCUCGCUCGCUUCCCGGCUACUGCUCUCGAUCUACGCCUCUCUACCUCUUUUGCCACCUGCCAUCCUGUCACCGGACUUGUCCCUGCACCCGCGGCUGUAUUCGAAAUUGCAGCUCGCAUGCACGCACCUCGCGAUCGGUACGACCAGCACCAUGGGCAAGGCGCUGGGCCUCAUCCUGAGCGUGUCUGACGGCACGCUCGGCGACAACGGGACUGCUGCCGUCCCGACCGAAAUCGACCUGCUGCUGCACCCGCGCGUCCCACCCUUGGUACGAUCGCUCCCGCACGUCGAGAUGCUGUCGCUCUUCCGUGCCGAAGAGAGCCAGGAGGAGGCGGACGCCCGGGCAAAUAUCGGGGUCGGAGCCGCGGGAGCACGGGUUCCUGGGCAGCCCACGGACGUCGCCGAGGAGGUGUACACGCCGACAGCGACAGUCGACGAUCGGACGUCGCUUCCGCCCACGCCCUCGUACCGGCGGGUCGUAGAAACCGCCGAGCCGCCGCUGGCGCGUGGGGGCCCGACGGCGAUGCAGGUCGAUGCUGCCCCGCGCAUCGCGAGUGUAAAGGUUGCCGAGCCUUCCAUUCCGCCUCCCACGCCCGCCGCCGGCACACAGACACAGACUGCGCUGCCCCCUCCGCCGUUCUCGUCGCAGAAGCAGCAGCCCCCGCCGACCUCUCUGCCGCCGCCACCCGAUCCAUUGCCCGCGAGCGGUGCUGCGCUGGGCGCACGAUCGCCCGCGGCUGCGUCCGCCGCUCCCGUAACGCAUGCAUCUAUGCCGGCAGGGGAGGAGGACGAGGACGAGCCUAUGCCGACGAUCGAUCUUGGGUCUGAUUCGGACUCCGAGUAG